UCAACUGUCAUUAAUGUCAUCAACAUAUUUCUUGCGUUUUCUUGCAUCAUUAUUUCUUUCAAGAUUUUAUUGUAAAUUCUUGGUCAUUUACGGCAAUAUUUUAAUUAUUUACUGAUAAAUGAAUAAAGGCAGUAGUGUAUGUGCUUCAAACUCUUAACAAGGAAUAGCAGCUAUGGUUUUCUCUGAGACUAGAAUAGUUAACAAUCCAGCUAGAAAAAGAAGACUAAGAAGAAUCAGGUCAAAGAUAAAAGCAGCUCGAGCAAGUAAAAAAUUAAAUAAGUCUGUUGAUUCAAGUCAUCUUGAAUCAAUAAAUCUUGAUCCACAACAACAACUGCUAAAUGGUAUCAAAAGUAAGCCUCAAGAAUUAGAAAUAGAGAAGACAAGUUGUUCCAAAUCAGAUAGUACAAAAGAAAACACAGGAAACAUGUCUUCAAAGGAAGAUGCAAAGUCCAGGGAAGAUGUGAUAGCUGCUAGAGAAGCUAAAAAACUGGCCAAACAAAAGGGAAAACCGAAACCAGCUCAAGCAACAGCAACUAAACAGCCUGAAGCCCAAAAAAGUGAUAUAAAAAAAGAUAUCAAAGAAAGUAGCACUGAUAAGAUAGGGAAAGAAAAAAAUGAUGCUCCAACAAAAUCUCCAGAAUCCCAGAAGAGCAAAGAUGAAGUUGAUAAAGCUGUAAUACAAGUUAAAACUGAUGAUAUAUCAAAGGAAGAUAUAAAAGCUGAGAGAGCAGCAAAGAAAGCUGCUAAACAAGCCAAGAAGAAGAAAGAAGAUGGCGGAGAUGCAGCUGUAGAUGACAUGACAGUCAAGGAUGUUGUUGAGACCUUGAAGGAUAUUGUUAAUGUUGCAAAAGAGGUACAGGAUGUCACCGCUAAAGUUCAAGCUAUACAUUUGGAACCUAAAAAGUCAGAAGAGAGCAAAAAUAAGGCAGAAGAGAGUGGCAAAAGCAAGGCGGAGCUAAGGGCAGAGAGACGCGCCAAGCAGGAAGCUCAGAGAGCCGCCAAGCAAGCCGCAGUCCAAGAGAAGGCUCCGCCUAAGCCAGAGCCCAAAGCUAAGGCAGAGGAAACUGGUAAAGCUAAAGAGGAGAAAACACCGAAAGUAAAGUCAGCAGAGAAAUCAAAAUCGAAACAGCAAAGUUUGAACAGAGUCAACUGGUUCCAACACUUACACAUGCAACAAGAUAAGGAGUCUAUGAAGAAAAUACCUAUUAAUUCCAACCUUCACCCAGCUAUAAUAAAGCUGGGAGUACAACUGGCCUCGCGAGUUGUGUCUGGUUCCAAUGCAAGGUGUAUUGCAUUAUUAGAUGCUCUCAAAAAGAUGAUAAUGGACUACACGCUGCCUGCCAAGACAGAGUUCGCUCGCGGUUUAGAGGCGCAUCUAGCGGCUAGCCUGGACUUCUUGUGGACCAUGCGGCAGCCGUCCGCGUCUCAAGCUAACGCGGUGAAGUUCACGCGACACCACCUUACACAGCUACCGAAUAAUGUUGCAGAAUUUGAUGCAAAGAAAAUUCUAACAGAAGAAAUCGACCGGUAUAUCAGAGAGCAGAUCGAUAUGGCGGGGGAAGCCAUCAGCUUGACCGUCCGCAACAAGAUCUCCGAAGGAGACAACAUCCUCACUUACGGGUGCUCGUCGCUAAUCGAGCGCAUCUUAUGUGAGGCGUGGGCGAGCGGCGUGCGGUUCAAAGCCAUAGUGGUGGGAGCUAGAGUGGGUCCUGCUGCUAGAGCGAGAGAUAUGCUGCGGCGACUGGUCGCUAAGAACGUGCCGGCUGCUUACGCUGACAUUACUGCUGUUAGCUACGUCAUGCCCACAAUAAACAAAGUGCUGCUAGGCGCGAGCGCGCUUCUGGUGAACGGUUCAGUCUUGGGUUCGCUGGGCACUGCGCAGGUGGCGUUGGCGGCCGCGUCAUACAACGUGCCCGCGCUCGUGGCGUGUGAGACACAUAAGUUCUCCGAGCGAGUGCAUACAGACGCCUUCGUGUACAACGAGAUCGGUGACCCAGACGAGCUGAUCGACAAGACAGACGAGAACUCGCCCCUCAAGGACUGGCGGUCGAACCCCAACCUCACGCCGCUUAACCUGACGUAUGACGUCACGCCGCCCAGCCUCAUCACCGCUGUCGUCACGGAACUCGCAAUACUUCCUUGCACGAGUGCACCCGUAGUCCUGCGGUUUAAACUCUCCGAGUACGGCAUAUAGGUUCAAUAUACUAACUUAGGUUAUGUAUGUAUAGUCGUUUUUUUGAAGAUAUAGAUAAAUAAAUACUACGCCUGGUGAUUGAAAAAGAUACGAGUAAAAUAAAAUCUUAUACUUAUUGAAGCAAAGAAGUCUAAAGUGAACUGCAUCUAAUAGUAUAACACGUGUUGUAUGGAAAUCAUGGCACAAUACGAGGCCUUAACUUUGAAUGAUAAUUACAAUUUACAUAGAUAAAUGGUAUAGAACAUGACGAUGUAAGUCACGUUUUAGAAGUUUAUACGAGCCGAAUAACGCUAAUGCAGCUAUAAGCACACGCAAGUGUGAUGAGUAUGCUGAUUGUACUUAUUUACCUGAUCAAAUAAUAAACAGGUCAGUUUGUGUUUUUCUCAAGAGUUGUGUAUUGUAAAAUGUAAUGAAUGAAAUGUUCAUACUUCUGACUGAAAACACUUUCCUGUUGAUACAGAUUUCAAAUUGUUUAUUUUAUACAAGUCAUUAUGGAAAACCAUGGGGGAGGCCUUUGUCCAGCAGUGGACAUCAUUUGGCUGAAACAAACGAACGAUACAAGUAAAAACAAUAUAGUAUGUGUUCUGUAGUUAGAGAAAUUUAAUAAUGCUCAUGUAUUUGGCUAAAACUUGUAAAUAUUUUAUGUUGGUAUAUUUUGUUCUGUAUAGACAAUACAUUAAUGAGAAAUAAUAAAUGUUUAUAUGAA
Messenger RNA from Ostrinia nubilalis (European corn borer), 2900 nucleotides. RefSeq names its product translation initiation factor eIF2B subunit delta (gene eIF2Bdelta). The coding region runs from base 173 to 2194 and encodes 673 amino acids. The transcript is spliced from 11 exons. NCBI's taxonomy places the organism in Eukaryota, Metazoa, Arthropoda, Insecta, Lepidoptera, Crambidae. The record is from RefSeq and is a predicted model, not a curated record.